Molecule: messenger RNA, 1848 nt
Organism: Ochotona curzoniae (black-lipped pika)
Lineage: Eukaryota; Metazoa; Chordata; Mammalia; Lagomorpha; Ochotonidae
Gene: KLRG2
Product: killer cell lectin like receptor G2
Exons: 6
Coding region: 61-1251 (396 amino acids)
Source: RefSeq, a predicted model, not a curated record
GGCUCAGGUGAGCUCCUCUCGGCUUUCCCGCGUUACUCGGCGCGCGGGGUGGACGGGACCAUGAAGGCUUCGGAAGACGGCCGAGCCGAGGCGGAGUUCCCGCAAAUGGAGCUCCUGGAAAGCCAGGACUCGGACCCAGAGCAGCCGCAGGGCCCUGGGGAAAGGCGGCAGCCCGGGAGUCUCCAAAGCAGCCUGAGUGAGGAGGCGGGGGGCUCGGCCAGGAACCUUCCGGAUGAGAAGAAGCCGCCGCCUCCUCGCCCGGGCCCCCUGGCCAUGCCGCCGCUCAGCCUGGGCUACGGCGCCUUCCGCCGCCUGGGAUCGGCCAGCCGAGAACCGCCGUCGCCGGGCGCCGCCUGGGCGGAGCAGCCCCGGGAUGGCGAGGCGGCGACCGGAGCCGAGCAGGAGCCCUGGGCUGCUCCGGGAGAGCAGCCGUCCGGCUCCUGGGCGCCCAUGGAACUGCAGGUGGACGUGCGCGUGAAGCCGAUGGGCGCCGCCGUUGGCAGCCAAGCACCCCCGCCGUCGCCGUCCACGCGCUUCCUCACCGUGCCGGUGCCCGAGUCCCCCGCCUCCCUCGCGCACCCGCUGUCGUCCACCGAAGGCCAGGGCUCGCCGCUGGCCGUUGGCCCGACGGAGCGCGGCAGCGACGCCAAGGGCCGCGCGGUCUCGCCGGGCUCUCCCACGCGCCGCUGUCGCUGCAAGGAGCACGAACUGGAUGAAGAGGCGGUGCAGCUGCUGCGUGCAGGCUGGGACACCAAGAAGCUCCCCCGAGCGAUGACGCUCAUAGGCCUGCCCACCUACAUGAAGUCCCUACGCUGGGCCCUGGCGGUCAUGGCCGUGCUGCUGGCUGUCUCCACGGUUGUCAUUGUCAUCCUGGCCUCUAAGACAGGAGGCCGGUGCCAGCCGUGCCCAUGGGGCUGGAUAUGGUCAGAGGACCACUGUUACUACCUCUCUGCGGAGGCACGAACCUGGGAGGACAGCCAGGCUUUCUGCUCAGCCCACCAUGCCACCCUCCCCCUGCUGAGCCACGCCCAGGACUUCCUGAGCAGAUACCCCAUAACCAAGCACUCGUGGCUGGGGGCCCGGCGAGGCCCCCAGGGCUGGUACUGGACUGACGGGGUGCCCCUACCGCCCCAGCUGCUCCCAGAGGAGGAUGACCCGGCUGUCAGCUGCGGGAGCCUGGAGGAGGGCAGGCUUGUGGCUGUGAACUGCAGCUCUCCCAGACCCUGGGUCUGUACCAGGCACGCCCAGUGACUCCAAUGCCAUCUGCCCUGAGCCCAAGGGGGAUCCAGGAGGAAGCCAGGGAGAACAUCGUGCACUGCUUGGUGCAAGAGCUGUGCAGUGUGGAAGUGGCACCUGGAGGGUCAAGGUGUGGUUUCCUCCAGUCCCCUGAGUGUUGGCCAGCCCAGCUGGUGGGGCCCGCAGGGUCCCCAGGGCAUGCAUGACCAAGGCUGGGAGGAAGCAGAGGAAGUUAAGGGCACCCCAGCUUGGUAAGCAAAAGUGGCAGCAAGACCAGACACCUGGGGAAUGCAGGCAAGCUGAAGGUAGCUCCUGCACCCACAGCCUUAGCAGCCCAAGAUGCCUACACAGAGGUGCUCAGAAGAGGCUCUGCACAUUUUCUGGGCUAGACCUCCCCAAGCAAUGGUGCUGUGCCUGGGCCUUGUCUCUGUGCCAAGCCUGUAUUCCAACCAUUGCAUGCAAACUUGUGAACCAAUUAUCCCAUGCAAACCAACCUUCCUCUGUACAGUCAGACCACAAACCCAAGCUCCAACCAAAGAAUCCUUUAUCAGAGCCAGCACUGUGAUACAGUGAGUUCAGCUGCCAUUUGCAAUGCUAGCCUCCAUGCAGGAG